GGUUGUUGGUUUGUCUUGGUGGAUUUUACUUAGCGAGAUUUCUUAUCAUGUUAGGAGUUUAUAUAAAUUUUUUGAUUGGUGAGGUUGAGAGUUCUUUUGUUUAUUACAAAUGGUACAAUGUUUGGUUUGAGAGAAUAAAUCAUAAGGAUAUUGGUCCUUUCUAUUUGAAUUUUGGUUUCUGGCCUGGUAUGGUUGAUGCUGGUUUAUCUAUUUUGAUUCGUGCGGAUAGAGAUCAGUUGUGUAAUGGUGUUAUUAGUUCUCUUGCUAUUAUAAUCUUUUUUAUGCUGAUGUCUAGUGCGCCUGACAUGAGUUUUCCUCGUUGGAAUAAUGCAAGUUAUUGGUUAAUGACAAUGUUAGUUUUGUCUGCUCGUUUGAUAAAUAGUUCUUGUGGUACUGGUUGGACUGUCUAUCCUCCUUUAAAUACUAAUGGUCAUCUUGGUAAUAAGAUUGAUUUGGCCAUUUUUAGUUUGCAUUGUUCUGGUUCUAUUUUGGGAGGUAUUUAUUUUAUGGUAUUUUAUGGCUGCUGUUUAAAAUAUACCUAA
Messenger RNA from Dracunculus medinensis (Guinea worm), 542 nucleotides. The record is from the annotation of a GenBank genome assembly. Lineage: Eukaryota; Metazoa; Nematoda; Chromadorea; Rhabditida; Dracunculidae.